This is a messenger RNA of Corythoichthys intestinalis (scribbled pipefish), 460 nucleotides long. Its product is annotated as cytochrome c oxidase copper chaperone. Bases 125 to 328 code for a protein of 67 amino acids. The transcript is spliced from 4 exons. Gene Ontology annotation, cellular component: mitochondrial intermembrane space. Gene Ontology annotation, biological process: mitochondrial respiratory chain complex IV assembly. NCBI's taxonomy places the organism in Eukaryota, Metazoa, Chordata, Actinopteri, Syngnathiformes, Syngnathidae. The record is from RefSeq and is a predicted model, not a curated record. Gene Ontology annotation, molecular function: copper chaperone activity; copper ion binding.
GCCAGUCAUGUGGCCAAGUGACGGCGUGCCGGUUCCUGUUUGACUGUUCUCCUGUGAAGGUGACAGCGUGCAACAGCCUCCAUACUGCUACUAGAAACUUACGCGACAGACCCUAAAAUUGAAGAUGUCGACAGUGUCCGCUGCUGCAGUGGAGCCCGCCGCCGUUACAGAGAGCGGUGAGCAGAAGAAGCCACUUAGGCCUUGCUGCGCUUGUCCUGAAACCAAGAAAGUCAGAGACGCAUGCAUCAUCGAAAAGGGUGAAGAGAACUGCACGGAACUCAUCGAGGCUCACAAAGACUGCAUGAGGCAGCUGGGAUUCAAGAUUUAACUGCUUGAUUAUUUGUGUGAAUGUGCGUGGAAAUGGAUCAAAACGACCCAGGAAGUUUUGUCCAUCCUUUUAAUUUAUUUUUGUAUGUGUAAUCACUGCAGUUGGAAUUUGAAUAAAAGUUCUAUGCAACCA